Molecule: messenger RNA, 2425 nt
Organism: Owenia fusiformis
Lineage: Eukaryota; Metazoa; Annelida; Polychaeta; Sabellida; Oweniidae
Source: the annotation of a GenBank genome assembly
CCCGGAAAUAACGGGGAACGGAGAUUGUACACAAUUUAACUACGAAUUGUCUUCGUAUAGUAAAACACAACGGUUGUUUUGUGGUCUCUGCUGAGAAUGCCUCACCUUCAACAUACAAAAAGCAAGACUUAAACAUUUCUACUAAGAACUGAUUGUAAAAUGGCUACUGCAUUCAAAGAUGACAGGGAAAAGGCGGAGCAUCAAAGAAAGAUGAACAAAUAUCAUGGUGUUAAAAACUUUUCCGAAAAGACAAUAAGAAAAAUUGAAAAUAUGAAACAGGAUGAAACUUUAACUGAUUAUACUAUUGUUGUCGAAGGUGAAGAAUUCAAGGUUCAUAAAUUGAUGUUAGUAUGCUACAGUGAUUAUUUCCAAGCCAUGUUGACAAGAGUUGGCAUGAAAGAAAGUCAAGAGGAUUCUGUGAUUCUACAGGAUGAGACAAUCACCAAAGCUGGCUUUGACGUUUUCCUUGAUUUAGCAUAUAGUGGGAGGGUGUUGAUAAAAGGAGCGAUAUUACGUGAUACUGUGGCCUGCAUGUCACAUCUUCAAGUUCAGGAGGGACUUACGAUUUGUGAAGAUUUUAUUAAAAAUAAUCUCUCAACGUGGAAUUUUCUCGAAUUCCUCAAUAUAGCAGAAGACUAUGUCCUUGAAAAAUCGAUAGCAUUUUGCUAUGAGUUUAUCCUUCCACACUUUGUUUGGUAUUUCGAGAAUAUUCCAGAUCAUGCCACUCAACUGACUGUAAAACAGUUUGAGAAUAUUAUCCCCAAGGAUGGAGUAAUUAAUGAAUCAGAGAAGAAGGUAUUUGAUGUUGUGUGUCAGUGGUUGGAACACGAUGAGGAAAAUCGAUUGCAGUAUGUGCCCCUGUUGAUGCAACAUGUUCGUUUCUCUAUAAUGAACCCAAAUGAUUUGGAUUUGGUCAAGAAAGUUGAAUAUGUGAAGAAUGACCCAGAUUGUAAAGCAUUUCUGAAAGAGGCUUUAGAUUACCAGUCAGCCCCUCUUCCUCGCCAGCUUGCCAUGCAAAAUUCACGUACUGAGGUACGCAGUAACCCUUCCUUAUUCAUGCUCACAGAGAAACAGGAUGGGGCACCAUACAACAAGGCAUAUAGCCUCAAGUUCAGAUUCACGAGCGGACAUCUAAUGGGGACUAAAUAUCGUGAACUUGCUUACUGUCUGAAGGAGACUGUCCUACCAUCGAUUGCUGUUUGCAGAGGCUUCAUUUUCGUUUGUGGUGGUUUCCAAAAAGCAAACAAAGCGGCGGUGUCUGAUUGCUGCUUCUAUGACCCACGCUUUAACCGCUGGUGUGAACUUCCAAAAAUGCAAGACGCAAGAGCCGAUUUUGCAUUGGUUCCAUACAAAGAUGAGAUGUUGAUAGCUGUUGGUGGUACCAGGUUGAAAAUUCACGUGCUUGGAUUGGGUGACCUGAUUACACAAAGUGUGGAGAUCUUUAUGCUUGAUACACAACAGUGGAGUAUGAUCACUGCCCUUCCCGACCGUAUCCCUGUCAAGAAUGGUAUUCCAAUGAAUGAGAAAAACAUGAUAUAUGUAAUCUCUACAAAAUACAACGAAAACGGCCACUUUAACCUGCUUUUGGGAUUAAAAAUCAACGAUGAUGGCUCAUUCCAGUGGGAGACCCUCGAAGAAUGGACUACUAGAUAUGGCCAUAGACGACCAAUGUUAGGGAAAUGUGCAGACAAGGUAUACCUGGUUGAUAAAACGGGAUCAAAUUCGUUAUACUAUGAGGAGGCGUUCGUACAACCAAAACAAUAUGACCGUAAAAACUGGAACAUUGGCUUUGACACCCAUGUCACAUGUAUUGGCGAUUUCAAAGCCAUUUGUAUGGAGAAUGAUAGAUUAUAUGCAAUAGUGGAAGAUAAGAGAGGAGAUGCAUAUCUCACAAAGGAGGAAAUUCAAAACUCAACUCUAAAAUUUGAGGAGUUCUUUCAGUUCUGUGACUUCCCUCCAGGUAUUGAACGUGAAAAUGAUAAAAUGCAAAUGGUUUUGGCUAAAAUCCCAUGUUGUUUCCUGCCCCAGGGGUAAAUGUAAAAAAUAUACAUUCUGUGCUUAGCAUCAGAUAAAUCGAAUAAAUAUUGCUAUCCCACCCUAAGUGCUUUAUAUUAUUGUAUAAUAGCAUUGUAGAACUGCAAUAUAAAACCAACACUCAUCGUAUACAACUCUUGAGAACGAUAUACAACUCCUGGAUAGCGUAUACAAGUACAACUCUUCGACUUGAUAUACAACUGCUGAAUUUAGAUUAACCUUUUAUUGAUUAAAGAUUAGGGUGGGAUACUAACAUCAUAUAAUGGUUGAUUCUGUAAAUCGUUAUACUCUCGUGAGUAUAUGAUAUUUUCACUUGUUCCCUUCAGUCACUCGUGAAUAUAUCAUAUACUCACUUGAGUAUAAACACGAUAUACAGAAUCAACCAUUAUAU